AUGCCCGAGGUUCUUAGGGUUGAAGCAGCUCCUGCUGCUGAUGUUGUUCCUGUUGCUGCUGCUGCUGCUGCUGCACCAGCUGCUGUUGCUGGGACCAUGAGGUGGAACAACAAAACCUCUAGGCCUGACAAGGUGUUCAAGGACAAAGAUGUUAACCAUGUAGCCAAGUGUCUUAAGGACUAUAGUGGGGAUGCAGUGAGCCCAACUCAGGAUAGUGAUGUCAAGGAAAUCAUGCUUGAUGGGGAGCAUUACCUAGGCCACUACAAGGACCACCCUAAGGAUGCAAAGUUCCUUAACAGUCCUAUAAGGUUCUACCCUAAGAUGGAGGCCAUAUUUGGGCAUUCUAUGGCCACUGGUAGGUAUGCACUUGGUUCUGGUGAGGCCCUUGGGGUCAACCAAGCUAAAAGUGCAACUACUAAGGUCGAGGGCUCUGCCUUCCACCAUUUCCCUAAGAAGGAGACCAACACUAAGGUUGAUGAAGGCAGCAAGGCCACAGAGCUGCUGCAAUCUACUAUGGGUGGGAAGAGGAAGAGAGAGAACUUCACUGAGGAUGAGAUGCUCAUGCUCACCAACAUGUCUGAUGCUGUGAACAAUGUGGCCAAUGCACUUAGGGAGACUAGACCAGCCUAUGUUGAUGCCAACCUAUAUCUUGUUGUUAUGGAGACCCCUGUCUUCUCUAAGGAGGCUCUGAUAGCGGCCUACACCUACCUGUUGGACACCUACCUGUUGGCAUGA
Molecule: messenger RNA, 735 nt
Organism: Miscanthus lutarioriparius
Lineage: Eukaryota; Viridiplantae; Streptophyta; Magnoliopsida; Poales; Poaceae
Source: the annotation of a GenBank genome assembly